Molecule: messenger RNA, 1597 nt
Organism: Castor canadensis (American beaver)
Lineage: Eukaryota; Metazoa; Chordata; Mammalia; Rodentia; Castoridae
Gene: Znhit6
Product: zinc finger HIT-type containing 6
Biological process (GO): box C/D snoRNP assembly; snoRNA localization; maturation of LSU-rRNA from tricistronic rRNA transcript (SSU-rRNA, 5.8S rRNA, LSU-rRNA)
Cellular component (GO): nucleus; pre-snoRNP complex
Source: RefSeq, a predicted model, not a curated record
AUGAAUCCUGAAAAUAAUGAUCGUGCUGCUGAAAACGAAGGGGCCUCCGGAGGGACUCUCCAGAGGAUGGCUGAAGGGGCGCGGCUGUAUACGGAGGCCGGCGGUGGAGAGGAGAGGACUGGACUAACAGGAAUGAAGAAGACAGAAGAUGCAGAGGGAGGAAGCGGACAGCGGGCAGAGAAGAUAAGAAUGGACAUAACGGUGGUGAAGCAAGAAGUUAUGGAAUGGUCGGAUGUAGAAGGCACGUUGGACAGCCAGUGGAUAAAGCAGGAGGUGGAGGAUGAGAAAGGAGGCAUGUUGGAGGUGAAGCAGGAAGUGGACAGUAUGGUGUUUAAAGAAGAGAAGGUGGAUGAACCAGAGGUAAAGGAAGAGAAAGUGAAGGUGAAGGAAGAGGUCAUGGACUGGCCAGAAGUGAAGGAGGAGGAGAACUUGGAGAUAAAACAGGAGGAGAUGUUUGUUGGUCAGAGCAUAAAGAAGGAGCAGAUGGUGGAUGGAGUGCAUGUAAAAGAAGAAAAGGAUUUCCCGAAGAGCGAGGUGAUGGAUGACACACAGGUGAAAGAGGAGCCUCCGAUGAGUCCCCCAGUGGGCUGCAAGCGGAAACUGGCUAUGUCCAGGUGUGAAACUUGUGGUACAGAAGAAGCAAAGUACAGAUGUCCACGUUGUAUGCGAUAUUCCUGCAGUUUGUCCUGUGUAAAGAAACACAAAGCAGAACUGACAUGCAAUGGAGUUCGGGAUAAAACUGCUUAUGUUUCAAUACAGCAGUUUACUGAAAUGAAUCUCCUAAGUGAUUAUCGAUUUUUGGAAGAUGUGGCAAGAACAGCAGACUAUAUUUCUAGAGAUACUUUCUUGAAAAGACCAAUAAGCAAUAAACAUAUGUACUUUAUGAAAAAUCGUGCCCGAAAGCAAGGUAUUAACUUAAAACUGCUACCCAAUGGAUUCACCAAGAGGAAAGAGAAUUCAACAUAUUUUGAUAAAAGAAAACAACGGUUUUGUUGGCAUGUGAAACUCCAAUUUCCUCAAAGUCAAGCUGAGUACAUAGAAAAAAGAGUACCAGAUGAUAAAACGAUUGAUGAAAUUCUAAAACCUUAUAUUGAUCCUGAAAAGUCUGAUCCCAUAAUUCGUCAAAGGUUAAAAACCUACAUUUGCUCUCAGACCGGAGUCCAAAUUUUAAUGAAGGUCGAAUAUAUGCAGCAAAAUUUAGUAAGAUAUUAUGAACUAGAUCCGCAUAAAAGUCUCCUAGACAAUUUGAGGAACAAAGUGAUCAUUGAAUACCCAACAUUACAUGUGGUAUUGAAAGGAUCUAGCAAUGACAUGAAAAUUCUUCACCAAGUGAAAAGUGAAUCUACAAAGAACCUUGGCAGUGAAAAUUGAGUACUUCUAGAAGAAGGUGAAAGUUCCCAGACAGUUGCAGAGAAUUAUGCAUUGACAGCAUUGGUGGACUGUUGGAUAAUCAGGGUAUAUUGUCAGGGGGUGGUUGGAAUUUUUCAUUUGUCUGAAAAGUAAUUACACAAUGUAGACUUUUAUUUAGGAAAAAUGUAUUUUAUAGCCUCUUGAAUAAAUUGAUUUAUAAGGUCCCUUUUUCAUAAUAUGAACUUCU